Molecule: messenger RNA, 830 nt
Organism: Myiozetetes cayanensis
Lineage: Eukaryota; Metazoa; Chordata; Aves; Passeriformes; Tyrannidae
Gene: UBXN1
Product: UBX domain protein 1
Molecular function (GO): protein binding
Source: RefSeq, a predicted model, not a curated record
GGGGUCCCCGCAGGAGCGAAGGCGCUGGCGCUGACCGGGAACCGAGGGGUGGAACCGGCCAUGGACUGGUUGGUGGCCCACGAAGACGCACCCGACUCGGACUCGGACCCCGAACUGCCCCUGAGUUUUGGGGUCCCCGGGGGGAUCCCCCCGAGUCUGGGGCCCCGACAGCCCCAGGAGGAGGACGAGACCCAGAAGCUGUUGGCAGCGGCGGGGCAGGAGCGGGAGCGGCGGCGCCGGGGGCAGGAGCUGUCGCGGCUGCGCGAGUGGCGCCGGGACGAGGAGCGGCGUCGGGCGGCCGAGGAGCGGCGCAGGGACCGCGCCGAGGAGAGGGCGGCACGGCAGCGGGUGAAGGAGAAGAUUGAGCGGGACAAGGCCGAGAGAGCACAGAGGUUCGCCCCCUCCCCGUCGAGCCUCCCCAGACUCCCCCGGGCGGAGCCGCUGGCGCCGCGGGAAUACGACGAGUGCCGGAUCCAGGUCCGUCUCCCGGACGGGCGGGCUCUCACGCAGCGUUUCCGGGCGCGGGAGCCGCUGGCGGCCGUGCGGCUCUUCGUGGAGCUGCACCGGGGGGCAACUGGGAGCACUGGGAACACUGGGGAGCCCCCCCAGGGAGGGCCCCAGAGCCCCCCCGAGCCCUUCAGCCUCCGAACGGCCUUUCCCAAGAGGCUUUUCACGGAGGAGGACAUGGAGAAACCCCUGCAGGAGCUGGGUCUGGUCCCCUCCGCCGUCGUCAUCGUGGCCAAGAAGGAGGGGAGCUGAGGGGGAGGGGCCUGGGGACCCCCAAAAUCCCCUCUGGGGACCCCAGACCCAAAUAAACCUCAGCUGUGUCC